AUGGCUCUCCUAGGAUCGGUGACCCGAUCACAGCUUUUCAAGCUGAUUCAGUCCAAAGUUGGGGUUAAAGCGAGGCAGGCCGAAGCGACAGAGCGAAUUCGUCGCGUCAUCGACGACGUCAGCAGGCGAUAUCGCGUCAUGGGCGAUGGGAAACCAGCAAACGGCAAAGUCUCGGAUCUCACGCCUCCAAUGGGCACAAAACGGUUUUCCAUUACACCUACUGUUGAGGAUGAAGCUGAGAGGAAUAGGAAAUUAUCCAUGAAGUACGACAACAAUUUCCUUACCGUCCCCGGUAUAACCUACGGGACAUCCUUUCCUGCCGUUCAAUCCGGACGAUAUUCUUGCAAUGGGCACGAAACGAGGUCGAUCCAGCACGUUGUCUCAAGCGGAUGCUUAUCAUACGAUCGGAGGCAAGGGCUUUUGUUAAGAAGGCAAAGUCACGCUGUUCCAGAAGUGUUCCGGUCAUUGGCCCGCAAGGGUAAAAACAAGAAGGAUCGCGAUACCGAGUUCGACUUGCAUGGAGAAGAUCGAGAACAAUGGGAGAAGUACGUUCUAGAGCAGACAAUUGAUCUGCCGGGCGUACAAGUCGAUCCAUCACCAUUUCAACUGGUCGAGAGCACAAGUCUGUUUAAGGUGCAUUCUUUAUUCUCUCUUCUCGGUCUGAAGCGAGCAUAUGUGACCAAAUCCGGUCGUCUUGUUGGAGUGAUUUCGUUGAACAACCUUCGAUCUGCUAUUGAAAAUGUGCAAUCGGGUAUGACACCAACUCCUGGAGAAAGUAUAUUCCCUGAUCAGAAACCGUCUGAAUCCACCAGCGAGAACGAUAUCGAUUACCUUCACCCUCAAUUGGAAAUACUUACCCGAGCGAACACAUUAACCGAUUUGAAUGAGGAAACCGAAACGCAAAUGCCAACUUCGAUAUCGGAUCUGAAUCGGCGGCCGUCCUUUCCACCGGCGAGGCCUGUGCGUGGGCUAGUCAUGUCAACAUCCGAUCCAUGUCUCCAAAGGCCGACAUUGGGGUAA
This is a messenger RNA of Ostertagia ostertagi, 1020 nucleotides long. NCBI's taxonomy places the organism in Eukaryota, Metazoa, Nematoda, Chromadorea, Rhabditida, Trichostrongylidae. The record is from the annotation of a GenBank genome assembly.